AUGAAUCCAAGAAAUAGGGUAAAACCUGCAAAUCAAGUUCAGACUUUCGGAAAACACAUGCCAGACCAGUCUGAUGGGAAAUUAAAGCAGACAAUCUUGACGUUCCACAUCACCACAAGAGAAGCAUUUCUUCACUGUGCCCAGAAGUAUACGUCACGUGGCGACAUUGAAGCUGCCCGAAAAAUGAUCUUGAAAGGUGUUAGAACUGAUAAGGAUAACUUGACUUUCAUGGUGGCCCUCAAGGCAUGUACGAGGUUGUUGGAUUUGAAAACGGGGGAGGAAAUUUGGUGUAGAGCAAUGGAUUGUGGGUUUGAGCUUCAUUCGUUAGUUGGGUCUUCAGUUUUGAAUUUGUAUGCAAAGGCGAGUAAGUGGGAUGAUGUGGCUAGUGUUAGAAAAAAUCAUGGGAAGGACAGGGAUGAAGAAAGUGCCAGGGCUGAAUUUGUGUUGAAUUCCCUUGAUGAGGAAGUCAAAGGAAAAAUGUUAUGUAAUCACAGUGAGUGGCUUGCUAUUGCUUUUGGUCUCUUAAACACAGGGCCUGGAACCAGAUUACUGAUCAUAAAGAACCUUAGGGUGUGUGGGAAUUGCCAUGAAGCAACUAAGUUCAUUACAAAAAUUGUUAACAAAGAGAUUGUUGUGAGGGAUUUGAGGCAAUUUCAUCGCUUCAAGAAAGGGAUCUGCUCAUGUGGUGACUACUGGUGA
Quercus lobata is the source of this 699-nucleotide messenger RNA. Its product is annotated as pentatricopeptide repeat-containing protein At3g03580-like. Gene Ontology annotation, molecular function: protein binding; zinc ion binding. Lineage: Eukaryota; Viridiplantae; Streptophyta; Magnoliopsida; Fagales; Fagaceae. The record is from RefSeq and is a predicted model, not a curated record. Bases 1 to 699 code for a protein of 232 amino acids. The transcript has 4 exons.